This is a messenger RNA of Phasianus colchicus (ring-necked pheasant), 2676 nucleotides long. It is a transcript of the gene FES, whose product is annotated as FES proto-oncogene, tyrosine kinase. Gene Ontology annotation, molecular function: ATP binding; non-membrane spanning protein tyrosine kinase activity. NCBI's taxonomy places the organism in Eukaryota, Metazoa, Chordata, Aves, Galliformes, Phasianidae. Gene Ontology annotation, biological process: peptidyl-tyrosine phosphorylation. The record is from RefSeq and is a predicted model, not a curated record.
CUGUUCCUCUCUGGGUGCCGGAGCUGCGUCAGGUCAGUUGCACCGGCCCCAGCUCCAGGAACACACCAGCACCAGCGCUGCAGCGGGGACCUGGCAGCACACGCAGCCCCAUCCCACCAGUGCCAUGGGCUUCGGGCCGGAGCUGUGGUGCCCGAAGGGGCACAGUGCACUGCUGCAGCUGCAGGACAGCGAGCUGCGCCUCCUGGAGCUGAUGAAGAAGUGGAUGUCACAGCGUGCCAAGAGCGACCGGGAGUACGCGGGGAUGCUGCACCAUAUGUUCUCUCAGCUGGAGAAACAGGAGGGCCUGGGGCAGUUCCAUGCCACUGAACACAGCAGCCAGAUUGGGGAGUCGUGGUGGAUCCUGGCAAGCCAGACGGAGUCACUGAGCCAGACGCUGCGGCGACACGCAGAGAAGCUGGCAGCAGGGCCGCUGGCCAAGCUGAGCAUGCUGAUCCGUGACAAGCAGCAGCUUCGCAAGGCCUUUAGUGAGCAGUGGCAGCAGCUCAGCCAAGAGUAUGCCCGGACCACGCAGCAGGAAAUGGAGAAGCUGAAGGCACAGUACCGCAGCCUGGUGCGUGACAGCACCCAGGCCAGGCGCAAGUACCAGGAGGCCAGCAAAGACAAGGAGCGGGAAAAGGCGAAGGAGAAGUACGUGCGCAGCCUCUGGAAGCUCUAUGCCAUGCACAACCAGUAUGUGCUGGCUGUACAGGCGGCCACGUUGCACCACCAGCACCACUACCAGCGUGCGCUGCCCACCCUGCACGAGUCCCUCUACAGCCUGCAGCAGGAGAUGGCCCUUGUUCUGAAGGAGAUUCUUGGGGAGUACUAUAGCAUCAGCAGCCUGGUGCAGGAGGACGUGCUGGCCAUCCACCAGGAGGUUGCCCACGCCAUCGAGAUGAUCGACCCCACCACUGAGUACAACAGCUUUGUUCAGUGCCACAGGUAUGACUCUGAGGUACCGCCGGCAGUGGCCUUUGAUGAGAGCUUGCUGGAGGAGACAGAGAGCCUGGAGCCAGGGGAGCUGCAGCUGAAUGAGCUGACCAUUGAGAGUGUACAGCACUCCCUGACAUCCAUCGAGGAAGAGCUGUUGGCCAGCAGGGAGGCAGUGAGCAGCAAGGAGCAGCGGGUGCGGGAGCUGCAGGCUGAGCUGCGGGGCGAGGAGCUGGCUCUGAGCCCUGGGGAGCGGGUGCACUUGCUGGGCAAGAGGCAAGGGCUGCAGGAGGCCCAGCAGCAGCUGCAGGGCUGCCUCUGUGCCCAGGCCAAGCUGCAGGCACAGCGGGAUAUGCUGGCCAACAAGCUGGCAGAGCUGGGCUCAGGGGAGCCCCCUCCCGCCUUGCCCCUGCAGGAAGACCAGCAGUCAGUGUCCUCCACGGAUCAGGAGCGCAGUGGGGUGACUGCCCUGGAGACCAUCAAGAACCACAUCUCAGGCAUCUUCGGUUCCAGGUUCUCGCUGCCGCCUCCUGUGCCCCUCAUCCCGGAGGUGCAGAAGCCGCUGUGCCAGCAGGCCUGGUACCACGGGGCCAUCCCACGCUCAGAGGUGCAGGAGCUGCUGAGCUGCAGCGGGGACUUCCUGGUGCGGGAGAGCCAGGGGAAGCAGGAGUAUGUGCUCAGUGUGCUGUGGGACGGGCAGCCCCGGCACUUCAUCAUCCAGGCUGCUGAUAACCUGUACAGGCUGGAGGGUGAUGGCUUUCCCACCAUCCCGCUGCUCAUCGACCACCUGCUGCAGAGCCAGCAGCCCAUCACCCGCAAGAGUGGCAUCAUCCUGACCAGAGCUGUGCUCAAGGACAAGUGGGUGCUCAACCAUGAGGACGUGCUGCUGGGGGAGCGCAUUGGCCGGGGGAACUUUGGGGAGGUGUUCAGCGGCCGCCUGCGUGCUGACAACACCCCUGUGGCGGUGAAAUCCUGCCGGGAAACCCUGCCGCCCGAGCUGAAGGCCAAGUUCCUGCAAGAAGCCAGGAUCCUCAAGCAGUACAACCAUCCCAACAUCGUCCGGCUCAUCGGCGUCUGCACCCAGAAGCAGCCCAUUUACAUUGUCAUGGAGCUGGUGCAGGGAGGGGAUUUCCUGAGCUUCCUGCGCAGCGAGGGGCCCCACCUGAAGGUGAGGGAGCUGAUCAAGAUGACGGAGAAUGCUGCGGCAGGCAUGGCGUACCUGGAGAGCAAGCACUGCAUCCACAGGGACCUGGCUGCCCGCAACUGCCUGGUGACAGAGAAGAACACCCUGAAAAUCAGCGAUUUCGGGAUGUCACGGCAGGAGGAGGAUGGUAUCUAUGCCUCCACGGGGGGCAUGAAGCAGAUCCCCGUGAAGUGGACUGCCCCUGAAGCUCUGAAUUACGGUCGGUACAGCUCGGAGAGCGACGUGUGGAGCUUCGGGAUCCUGCUGUGGGAGGCCUUCAGCCUGGGCGCCGUGCCCUACGCCAACCUCAGCAACCAGCAGACGCGCGAGGCCAUCGAGCAGGGCGUGCGGCUGGAGCCCCCCGAGCAGUGCCCCGAGGACGUGUACCACCUGAUGCAGCGCUGCUGGGAGUACGACCCCCGCAGGCGGCCGACCUUCGGCGCCGUCCACCAGGACCUCAUCGCCAUCCGCAAACGGCACCGCUGAGCGGCUGCGCCCGCCCGGGCGCGGGGCCGGAGGCGCGGAGGGCCGCGGCGCGUUCCUGCGGAAUAAAAGCCGGCUCU